Letharia columbiana is the source of this 567-nucleotide messenger RNA. RefSeq lists its product as uncharacterized. Bases 1 to 567 code for a protein of 188 amino acids. The record is from RefSeq and is a predicted model, not a curated record. NCBI's taxonomy places the organism in Eukaryota, Fungi, Ascomycota, Lecanoromycetes, Lecanorales, Parmeliaceae. The transcript has a single exon.
AUGAACAUCUUGCCGGAAUGCAUCCUCCCUAUCCUACUCACAACAUUCCUUGUCGCCAAUAGUAUAAACGCAUCUCCCAUCAAUAAUGCCCUUGACCUCCUAUCCCUCGCCGCCACCACCACCCCUCCUUCCAACCUCACCCUCCCCAUCCCCAUCCUCGGCGACCCCUACUCCUGCUUCGACGCCUACCUCUUCAACGACCGCCGCGCCAAAGUCAGCGACUGCACCCGCGCCGCCGCCUUCCUGCCCAACCGCCACGAACCCGGGACGUUCCACCGCGGCGACUCGGACGCCGAUCCAUUCGCCCUACCUUACGUGGAGACCUACCACUCCUGCUCCGUCAAGGUCGAUCUCAAGUUCGGAAGGCCCGACGAAGGGUCGUGGCUCAGUGUCAAUAUCGCGGUGAAGAAGAUUAUAGAGGCUUGUAUGGUGGGGCAGUAUCCGAUCGGGCAGACGGGUGGCGUCACGACGGCGGGGACUGAGGGCAGGAUUGCCGUUACGGUGGGGAAGACGCAAGCUGUGUUGGGAUUGGGGACGAAUGAGACGGGUCUUCGUGGUUCGGAUUGA